UGACGUUUACAAUUUCAAUUUACUGAGGAACUGCCACUGGUUUCGUAGAAGCAAUUUUUUAAAUAACAAAAAAACACGCACUUCUUCCCGUCAAACAGGCUGGGAUCUUGGAUGGAGUAAGUGUUGAGCCCCAAUGAGAUGACUGACCAGGGCAACAACAACCAGAAUAUCUCCUGUAACCCCUUCGCUGCCCUCUUCGGCUCACUGGCUGAUGCCAAGCAGUUUGCAUCAGGCCAGAAACCAGAACAGUGUGCUGAACCACCACUGGAGGACUCAGGAGAGAGCCAAUCAGAGUCAGAAAACUCUGUGUCAGACAGCGUUGAUGACAAUGACGACUCUGUGGCAGAGAUCAGCCGCUCCUUCCGGUCCCGGCAGGAGCUGUGUGAACAGCUCAAUGUCAAUCACAUGAUCCAGCGGAUAUUUCUCAUCACUCUGGACAACAGUGACCCCAGUCUGAGAGGAGGUAAUGGGAUCCCCCCUCGCUGUGUUUACCUGGAGGAGAUGGCUGCAGAUCUUGAUGGACAGGACUGGCUGGACAUGGACAACAUAGAACAGGCGCUGUUUAACCGUCUGCUGGUACCUGAGCCAGGAAACCACCUCAUCUACAUGACGUCAUGCAGCGCUGUAAACCUGUCUGCUGACCGUGAUGCUGGAGAGAAAUGUGCCAUCCCUUACCUUUUUGCUUGUUACCAGAGAGCCAAAGAAGAGGUGACGAAGGUACCAGAGAAGUUACUGUCGUUUGCUGUUCGCUGUAAGAACCUGACAGUCUCCAACACACGGACGGUUCUGCUAACCCCAGAAAUCUACAUCAGCCAGAACAUCUACGAGCAGCUUCUGGACCUGUUGCUGGAAGGUUUCCGAUCCGCACAGCCAGAGGAGGUCGUUGAGUUUGUGGAGGAGGUCAUUGCUGGCCUGCUCUCCGACCAGGAGGUGCGUACCUUCGAGGAGGUGAUGGUACCAGUGUUUGAUAUCUACCAGGGACGCAUCAAAGACUUGGACCUGUGCCAGCCUGUCCUCUACACUUACCUAGAUGUCCUGCUCUAUUUAAGCCACCAGAAAGAUAUUGCCAAGGUAUUGGUGGAACAUAUUCAACCCAAAGACCCAGCUAAUGGUUUGCAGUACCAGAAAACCCUUCUGGGAGCAGUGCUAAGUAUCUCCUGCUUGUUGAAAACCCCUGGUGUGGUGGAGGGACAUGGCUACUUCCUGAACCCCUCCCGCUCUAGCGCCCAGGAGACAAAGGUCCAGGAGGCCAACAUCCACCAGUUUAUGGGUCAGUUUCAUGACAAGCUGCACCAGAUCUUGAAAAACUUGCUCCAGCGAACUGGUGAGACGCGCCACUUGCUGCUAUCGUGGUUGGGCAGCUGUCUGCAGGCAAACGCCGGCCGGGCCAAGAUAUGGGCCAAUCAGAUGCCAGAGAUCUUCUUCCAGAUGUACGCGUCAGAUGCAUUCUUCUUAAACUUGGGUGCAGCAUUGCUGAAGCUGUGCCAGCCCUUCUGCAGGCCGCGGUCGCCCAAACUGCUCACCUUCAACCCUACAUACUGCGCCCUCAAAGAGCUGAGCGAAGAAGAGAGGCGCAAUCGCAAUGUGCACGCAACAGGUCUCGACAAGGAAACCUGUCUGAUCCCUGUGCCCCCUCAGCAGCCGGUGGAGUCUGCACAGUCCUACAGCCUACUGACUGAAAACCUCAUCCUCACACAGCUCACCAUGCAUCUCGGCUUCCACAGACUCCAUGAACAGAUGGUGAAGAUGAACCAGUCCCUCCACCGGCUCCAGGUGGCGUGGCAGGAUGCCCAGCGAACAGGCAACCCAAUGUCUGAGCAGCUCCUGGAGCAGUUUGAGCGUCUGAUGAUUGUUUACCUGUCAACCAAAGCUGCCACCACGCAGCCCGCCAUGCUGCAAUGCUGCCUUAACCUCCAAGCUUCCACCGCUGCUCUGCUGGUUCAGCUUGGCAUGGGGAACCAGGGGCCUGAGCAUGUAGCACUCAGUUUUCCCCUGCCCUCCCUACAGAAUACUAUGCUGUGCUAUAUACCAGAGUUUUUUGCAGAGAACUUGGGAGAUUUUUUCAUCUUCCUGCGACGAUUUGCAGACGAUGUUUUGGAGACUUCUGCAGAAAGUCUGGAGCAGAUUCUUAACUUCAUCACUGUCUUCAUGGGUAACGUAGAGAGGAUGAAGAACCCUCAUUUAAGGGCAAAGCUUGCAGAGGUCUUAGAGGCGGUGAUGCCCCACAUGGAGCCGGUGGCUCCUGGUGCUGUUCAGCCAAUCGUGUUCCAGCGGGAGAGAGUCUUCUGCUCCUACAGACAUGCACCUCAGCUGGCCGAGGCCCUUAUCACUGUGUUUGUAGACAUUGAAUUCACAGGUGAUCCUCAUCAGUUUGAACAGAAAUUCAACUACAGGAGACCCAUGUAUCCCAUCCUCAAGUACAUGUGGGGCAAAGAGAACUACAGAGAGUGCAUCAAGCAUUUGGCGCACUAUGCAUCUGAGAAUCUGGAGGCCAUGAACCCCCCUCUGUUCCUCAGGUUUCUUAACUUAUUGAUGAACGAUGCCAUCUUCCUACUGGAUGAGGCUAUUCAGUACCUGAGUAAAAUCAAGGUUCUGCAGUUGGAGCGGGAUCGAGGGGAGUGGGAGGGCCUGGCCCCCGAUGCCCGAAGAGAGAAGGAGUCAAGUCUGCAGAUGUUUGGACAGCUGGGACGCUUCCACAACAUCAUGUCCAACGAGACCAUCGGCACUCUGGCCUUCCUCACCUCAGAGAUCAAGGGGAUCUUUGUGCACCCCUUCCUGGCUGAGAGGAUCAUCUCCAUGCUGAAUUACUUCCUGCAGCACCUGGUCGGCCCCAAGAUGGGCGCCCUUAAAGUCAAGGACUUCAGUGAGUUCGACUUCAAGCCCCAGCAGCUUGUUUCUGACAUCUGCACCAUCUACCUGAAUCUGGGUGAUGAGGAGAAUUUCUGUGCUACAGUCCCGAAGGAUGGACGAUCGUACUCCCCUACCCUCUUCUCACAAACAGUUCGGGUACUGAAGAAGAUAAACAAGCCUGGGGACAUGAUUGUGGCUUUUGGACUCAUUGCUGAUAAAAUAAAGUCCCAUGCAGACAGACAGCAGCAGGAAGAGGAGACGUAUGCAGACGCCCCAGAUGAGUUCUUGGAUCCCAUCAUGUCCACUCUGAUGCUCGAUCCAGUUCUUCUCCCUUCCUCCAAUGUCACAGUUGACCGCUCAACUAUAGCAAGGCACCUCCUCAGCGACCAGACAGACCCGUUCAACCGCAGUCCCCUAACGAUGGACCAGAUCAGGCCAAACGAGGAGCUCAAGCAGCAGAUCUUACAGUGGCUGGAUAAGCAUAAGCAGGAGAGCCUGCAGCUGGGACCCAGUGGCUAACUGUGAUCCCUCGCUGUGACAAACAAUGACUGCAUAUCUGUUUUCUUUCCCGGCUCACAUCUCGCGUGCUCCUCUGCUUCUCGGCUAAUCCAUGGUGUGCUUGCCUCUGUGGAUUUCUUCUGACUGCUCCGGUCGGACUGACAUUGCACUAGCCUUUUCAUGCAGCCUUCACGCUCAGUGGAUUCUCUCUGUGACAACAGUCCAGGCAAACUGUAGCCCACCGGCUGGUGACAACUUCAAAAUCCAUAACAAUCCGCACAGUAGCUGUUCGACUCCCAUGAUGCCCUAUGGUAACAUAAGUAGGGUGGUACAACCGCUGGGUCCUCUCUCCCUGAAUACUGUGUAUUAAUUAGUUAUUAUUACAACAGAACUGUGGCCAGAAGUAUCAGUUUCAACAGGACUUGUUGAAUGUACUGAAUGAACUCCUGACUGACCAGCUGGCCCAAACCAGAUUUUAUACUGCAAGGUAAGUAUUUUUGGGAACUCUUAAGGCAGAACAUGGAUGGAAUUGUUUCACCUUCAUGAAGAAACCAUUGUGCACUGCCUCUUAAAGUUCUUGAACACCCUACAUUUCAACACUUUUGGUUAAAUCUCAAGCAACAUUGUAAAUAAAAAUAGCAAUUAAAGGCAAGGCACAGGUAAAACUGAAUUUAACUGUGUGCGAGUUUUGUUUAAGUGGAAAUCAUCUAUAUUUAUUUGGAGAUGUUCAAAAUCUUGUUCACUGUAAUAAGACACCUGAAGCACAAAACUGAAGCAAUCUGACUUUUACAUUCCCGACACAGAGAAACGAUCUGAUAGAGCUGUGUUGUGCCUCACUGUAGGGAAGCGACUGGGAUCUUUCUUUUAUGUGUAAGGCAACAUCUGGCAUGACUUAAACAUUACUUUCCUGACUUUGAAAAAGAAAAUGCAACAAAUAUAAAUUAUUUAAUAUUAAAGUAAUAACUAAUGCACCAGCAUCUUGGCAAAAAAAAUGUACAAGUAAAAAGGAAUUACAGUUCAAGUGCAAACCUUUUAAAUGCAGCAACAAAUACCCAAAAUUUAAGCAGGAAUUAAAGUAUAUAAUGUAUUAACUACAUAAACAUAUAAACAAGAUACCCAAUCCAGCUAUAUAUGGGUCAGUAUUGAUCGGUAUUGGAUUGGUGCAUCCCUACAAACACAGUGGGAACUUUUUUCUGUGUUGUGACAUUUAUACAUAAGUGUCUUCUCAUCUCCAGGUGCACCUGCCUUUAAUUUAAGACCUUGUUAGAAUUGAGAGCUUGCUAACUAAUAGGCUGACAUUAGGAUUUAAACUGUGUUACUUUACAAUAAUAAAACUAAUUUGAAACCAUGUUUUAAUCAUAAAAAUCAUGAGGUUUAACUUGAUAGAAUGCAUUCUAAAAUAACGUGAUUGUUGAGCGCUGCAUUGACAGGCACUAUUGUUGGGUAUACUCACAGCAAGUUUCAAAUUGAUGCUAAUUUUCAAAAUUGUACAUUGUAAAAGUGUUCCCAAUUUGUCUCAGAUUUUAGAAAGCUCCCGUCAGAGCUACAGAAGUCACAAUGCAACUGUCGUACUUCUAUUGACAGGUUAAAUCUGUGAAGUGCCCCUCAGAGACACUUUAUAAUUAUCUAUAAUGCAUAGUUUUUAUUUUAUGAAAAUGUAGAGUGAGGGCAAGUCAAGGGCAUCUUUAACUAUAUAUCAACAUUUACUCAUAUCAGCACAUCAUUUUGCUUAAUUUUAAAGUCUUCAGUGAUCACAUUUCAUGUCAUUGAACAAAAAAAAAAAGGACAAUAUGGGGUGUUCAAUAAUGUUUGACUGGCAGUGUAUGUAAUAAUCAUUGUCAUCCUUUAAAUUAACUUUCACCUGAUUAACUGAUGUAUCCUGAUCUAGCAUUUGAACAGAUUUUUUUGUUGUGUGCAAGCAUAGCGUAUUAACAUGUGGGCAAACAAAUGAUCAAUAGAAUCGGUGCCUAAAACCAAGAGCCUUGCUGUUGAUGUCAACGAAUGAGGAUCUGACCCGUUUCAUACUCUUAAGAGACAUAAUUAUGAGUUUGUUUCUUUAGGGCAUACAGAGAGCUGUGGGUAGAAUAUUAAAGAAAGAAGAUCAGAAAAAGAUGACCUGUUUUUGAGUAGCUUUUUUUGGAAUUAAAUGGUUUUUAAUUCAAAAUCUUGUGUGGGUGUAUAAAAUGGCAAAAUGUGCGAGAAAGACUGUGUAUUUGUUGGCAUGCCCUCAUACUGUAUGUUGAAUAUCUACCACCUGAAUGAUUACAUGGGUUAAAUUAUAAUGCAAUAUUUUUUGUUUUAAUUGUGAUUAUAAAAUGUUUAUUUUGGAUGUACAGUAUGAUUAAUAAAUAAAACUAAUGUGCGUUAUA
Molecule: messenger RNA, 5717 nt
Organism: Centropristis striata (black sea bass)
Lineage: Eukaryota; Metazoa; Chordata; Actinopteri; Perciformes; Serranidae
Gene: ube4a
Product: ubiquitination factor E4A (UFD2 homolog, yeast)
Exons: 20
Coding region: 139-3369 (1076 amino acids)
Biological process (GO): protein polyubiquitination
Cellular component (GO): cytoplasm; nucleus; ubiquitin ligase complex
Molecular function (GO): ubiquitin-ubiquitin ligase activity
Source: RefSeq, a predicted model, not a curated record